Messenger RNA from Anopheles marshallii, 1674 nucleotides. It is a transcript of the gene fray, whose product is annotated as serine/threonine-protein kinase OSR1. NCBI's taxonomy places the organism in Eukaryota, Metazoa, Arthropoda, Insecta, Diptera, Culicidae. The transcript has a single exon. The record is from RefSeq and is a predicted model, not a curated record. Bases 1 to 1674 code for a protein of 557 amino acids. Gene Ontology annotation, molecular function: protein serine/threonine kinase activity; ATP binding. Gene Ontology annotation, biological process: protein phosphorylation.
AUGGCGACGACCACGACCGGUACGGGGGGUGGUGUGGGAGGCGGAACAGGUGGCAGCAGCAGUGCGCUCGGUGCGAUGGCAGCCGCGGUCACGUCCGUGGCAACCGCCGCGAGUCCGUCGACGUCCGCAUCCUCGGCAAACCUGGCACCGCCACCACAACCCGUCACGCCGUGGCCGAACAGUCGUGAUGAUUACGAGCUGAACGACGUGAUCGGUGUCGGUGCGACGGCUGUCGUACACAAUGCCUACUGCCUGCCGCGCAAGGAAAAGUGCGCCAUCAAGCGCAUCAACCUGGAGAAGUGGAACACGUCGAUGGACGAGCUGCUGAAGGAGAUACAGGCGAUGAGCAGCUGCAAUCACGAGAACGUCGUCACGUAUCACACGAGCUUCGUGGUGAAGGAGGAGCUGUGGUUGAUCCUGCGGCUGCUCGAGGGCGGCAGCCUGCUCGACAUCAUCAAGCACCGGAUGCGGACGGUUAACUGCCGGCACGGCGUGUUCGACGAGUCGACGAUCGCGACCGUCCUGAAGGAGGUGCUGAAGGGGCUGGAAUAUUUCCACAGCAAUGGCCAAAUACAUCGGGACAUUAAGGCGGGCAAUAUACUGCUCGGUGACGACGGUACGGUACAGAUUGCCGAUUUCGGUGUGAGCGCGUGGCUCGCGACCGGUGGCGAUCUUUCGCGGCAAAAGGUACGCCACACGUUCGUCGGUACACCGUGCUGGAUGGCACCGGAGGUAAUGGAGCAGGACCACGGGUACGAUUUCAAGGCGGACAUCUGGUCGUUCGGCAUUACCGCUAUCGAGAUGGCAACCGGGACGGCACCGUAUCAUAAGUACCCGCCGAUGAAGGUGUUAAUGCUGACGUUACAGAACGAUCCACCGACGAUCGAUACCGGGGCGGACGAGAAGGAUCAGUACAAAGCGUACGGCAAGACGUUCCGCAAGCUGAUUGGCGAAUGCCUGCAGAAGGAACCGUCGAAGCGGCCCACCGCCAGCGAGCUGUUGAAGCAUCCGUUCUUCAAGAAGGCGAAAGAUCGAAAGUACCUGACGCAGACACUGCUGGCGACCGGUCCAUCGAUGGAGACGCGUGUACAUAAGGCGGCUAAAAGGCAGGCCGGCGCAUCCGGCCGGUUGCAUCGCUCGAUGACCGGGGAGUGGGUAUGGUCGUCGGAGGAGGAAGACAACGCCAAGAACGAAUCGGACGAUUCGGAAACGGAAGAACGGCCGAUGAACCGGCUGGAGCGGAUGGAUUCUUCAUCCUCCGAAACGGAGGACACGUCCGAACGGUCGGGCGUCACGGUGACCGGCUCGACGCAGUCUACCGAUCCGAAAACGAUCGAAGCAUCCGCCGCCCUUGGCGCCAUGUCGAUCGGUUCCGACACGAUGGUACCGGUGAAUCUGGUUCUGCGGAUGCGUAACGCAAACCGCGAGCUGAACGACAUCCAGUUCGAGUUCGUCGUCGGCAAGGACUCGGCCGAGGACAUUGCGGCCGAAUUGGUCGGUGCUGGACUACUCGACGAGCUGGAUGUGGCGAUCAUGUCGGCGAAUUUGCAGAAGCUGAUCGAUAACCGGGGUGCGCUGAAGACGGUCACCUUUCAGCUCAGGUCCGGUUGUGCGCCGGGCGAGCAGCUGGACGAGAAAUCACUCGUUGGCUAUGCACAGAUUUCGAUCAAAUGA